Molecule: messenger RNA, 11124 nt
Organism: Xyrichtys novacula (pearly razorfish)
Lineage: Eukaryota; Metazoa; Chordata; Actinopteri; Labriformes; Labridae
Source: the annotation of a GenBank genome assembly
GCAGACUGAAUAUUUAUCUGUUCUACAUCUGUUGAGUGCAUCUGUGUUGCUCUUACCCAGGUGAGUCAGUUUCUCCUUCAUUUAGCUUCUCUAGAGUUGUCAGCUGUUGUCUUUCUUUUGUUAUGGCAAAUGCAACCAACCAGUUACCUGCAAGUGCUUUCAGGGUGUUAACAUGAAUGCAUAGAUUAAAAAUUAGACCUUUAUAGACUUUUAUUGAUAUAAAAGAUGGUAAUUCUUUGGAUGUGUUGGACUGGUGUUCAGUGUUGGUCUCCAUACUUUCCUUGCAUCAGUAAUUUAAGGUAUAGGUUUUAAAGCUUGUAUAUUUGCCCGUCUGUUGGUCUUAUUCUGAUGGGCCUCACUUUAGGCCUAAAUCUCCACUUGAAUGAAAGAGCUGAUGACUUUUUCUGUGGUCAAAAAUACGGGUCAUCAUUAUUUCAUUAAUAAAGUUUGGUCAUAAUAACUUAAGAAGUCCUAUUCUGAUCCAUCAUUUCAAAGUUAUUCACCUGAACGCAAUAUCUGACUUGAGAGAAUAAUUUAAAAUUUGGCACAAACCUCAACAUGGAUUUAAUUCUUGUUAACAUUUGGUGGUCCAAGGUCAAAGGUCAUGGUCACUGUGGCCCUUUCAAUGUUUCUUAAUUGGGGUGUUUUCUGUAAACAUGAGGUCUCAGCAUGCCUCAAGGAUAUUUUUUACUUGAUGGUCAUUAACUCAGGAGAACAAUGCCAUCCACAACAAAGAAAGGGAAAAUCUACUGAAUACAUUAGUUAAUAUACAUCAGUACUUUUUCACUAUCAAACUAUUAAGGUUCGCUACAGGCAGUUUGGAAGCAAGGCCAUUACAGGCCGAACAGUUGGGAAUAACUUUUUUUUUUAAUCCAGCAUGAGUUUUAUGUAUUUUGGGAUGUAUUUACUCCAUGAUCAGAUGUUGCUUUCAUGGAAAUGCACCAUUUUACACCAUUAACUUUUAGAUAUACAUUGAUGUUAAUUGACCGUUGCUAAAUAUAUGUCAGCAAAAGAUAACAAGGGCUUAUUUUUAGGGUUGAACUUCAGUGCAAAAGCAAAAAAAAAAAAUCACAGUUAGAUUAUUCGCCUCAACUUUUUGGCUUUUGAGAGUUUGCAAACAAAAAUCCUAAUAAAUAUCAACUGCGUUCAAACUACCGCAAAAAUGGCUAGAAAGAAGCAACUGAGUAAAGACACAAAAGUGCAGAUUUGUACAUUAAGGAAAGAAGGAUACACAGAAAGAGAAACUACAAAACGCCUAAAGGUGUCUAACAAAGGAGUCCACUACACUCUGAAGAGACUAGAGGAACCUGGAACUUAUGAUGAUAGAAAAAGACCUGGACGAAAGAGAGUUACUACAAAAGCAGAGGAUAAACAUAACGUUGUCACCAGUAAGAGAGAUCGGCGAAAGACAGCACUACAAAUAAAGGAGGAAAUCAACUUGACAAGGUCAAAACCCAUAUCUCUGACAAUCGUGACAUGACGUUUGAGAAAGGCUGGUCUGAGGGGUUGUGUAUUUGCAAAAAAAUCACUACUUCAUCCACAGAACAAGAAAAAGAGACAUGAGUGGGCAAAAGAUCACAAAAAUUGGACUUAUGAUGACUAGAAACAAGUUUUCACUGUUUGGUUCAAAACGCAGAGUCUAUGUCCGCAGACAAACUGGUAAACGUCUGAAAGCACCAUGUGUUACACCCACAAUUCAGCAUGGAGGUGGCAGUUCCAUGGUAUGGGGAUGUUUUGCAGUUGAUGGAGUAGGAGAUUUGUUUGAAGUAAAGGGUAUCAUGAAGAAGGAACAGUACCACUCCAUCCUCCAGCACCAUGCUGUUCCAUCUGGCCUCAGACUUGUGGCUCAAAAGUUUGUUUUGCAGCAAGACAAUGACCCUAAGCACUCUGCCAAGCUCUGUCAGGGUUACCUAGACAAAAAAGAAGAGGAAGGUGUUCUUCAAAAGAUGGUUUGGCCCCCUCAGUCUCCAGACCUUUCUCCAAUUGAACUUGUGCGGGAUGAAUUGGAUCGACCGGUCAGAGAAACGUGUCCCACGAAUCAGCAGUCUCUUGUUCAUGAACUUAAGAAAGUUUGGAAUGAAAUCACUGGAACAUACCUUAAAAAAGCAAAGUCUAAGCAACAAUAACUCAAAUACCUAAUAAUUAUAGUCAAAAUGUCUUCUGAUAGGUUACUCUUUACACAAUAGUCAUGUUUAUUGUCUUGCAAAUUAUAUAUAUAAAACUAUUAUCUUUUUUGUACAAAUCUGAUCUUGCUUCCAAACUUUUGGCCUGUAGUGUACAACUUCUCCUGUUUCCAGCUUUCUAAAAUUAUUUUUUAGAGUAAGGUUCCCCCUACACCAUCUUUAAGAUUAAAGUGAUAUUUAGCCGCUGACGAAUGCAACUCAAAUGUCUUGCUGAGAUGCACGACUGCAACCCUCAAAGUGUUAAUUCUUCUGUCUACAUGUGCUAUCUUCAGAAGUUAACACCUUUUUUUCCCACAUUAUGCUUCUGUGAGCUCAGCACUGAAAAUGAGAAAUGGUGGUUACAAAGCUUCAGUAUUGCACUCGUAGGAGACCAAGUAGCUACACUGUAUCUUUAGUGUGCUACUUGUUUUAGUUUUAAUUAAAAUUUUCAUCUCCAUACAGGUUCCAUACUUUGAUGUUUUAGCUUUUAAAAGCCACACCUCACAGUUUGUGUAAAAUCUUUGCUGCGCCCACAUCUAAAAAAUCCAAGUGUGGUGUGUUCUUAGGUUGAAAAAAAAAAAACACCUUCAGUGGAAAAUCCAACGUUGAAUCAACCUACCACUUGUCAGCAAUAUCUUGAAAAUCAGACCACAAACCACACAAGAAAACAUUUUUCUUCUCAGAAUUUUUUCUUCUUUAUAUGAAAUCUCAGCAAUCGGUGAGAAAAACUUUUUUUUCCCUUUGGGUGUUAGACAGGUCAUCAAAGGUGACAACUCUCAAAGCUCAUCAGCUCAAUUUAACUUUAUUAUUCAUAUUCAAAAUGAAAAUAUAAAAAUAAAAUUCAUAUUUACCAGAUGAAUCUAUUUUAUAAUGAGUGCUUUAAAACAAUAAAAAAAUAAAAUAAAAAAAACAAUUAGAAAUACUUUCACAUCUAUUCAAAUGCAGUGGAUUUGCAGUCUUACCAUCUUAAUAUAUGUACUGAUAAUAAAGGUUGAUAUUUAAUCAACCUCUCUUGGUUGGCUUGUAAAGCGUCAGUGUAAACAUUAACCAAAUUGAAGUGGCAAAGAAACAGUGAGCUGACCUUUGAGUGUUGAAGAACUUAUAUAACAGCUUAUAAAGUGCUUUCAAAAACUGAAAGUAACAACGAUCUGAAAGUUGUACACUGCAGCAGCUUAGCGUGAAGUUAGCCACAACCACAGCACUAUCUUUUUCCAUCAGAGGGUCAUUUCAGCAGUUGGGCUUCCUGUGUUGUGACAGUAAGGUGAAGAUAUUGUGGCUAAGAUUGUUUUAUUUUUGUUUGUUGGUUUGUUUUUAGUUUCAUUUAUUUUGUUGCCACUGUUUUCUUGGCGGUAUGUCUUAAGCCUCCUUUUUUCACAAACUAUAAAGCAGCAAGAGUUGGCUGAUUUAGGCCAACACUUUCACCUGUGCAAAACUUUCAAGAAAUGUCGUACGGUUAAAAAAGUUGGUGGCCUAACCACUCGGCUGCCUGCAACCGUUUUCACAUUGUGGUUUCAAGUUUCCAGAACUUCUGCAACAACAAACACACUGACCUACAUGUUAUUAUUGAGAAAAAAAACACUUCCAUCUAGAUGUAUAAGUAGAAAUCAUCAUGUCAGACAUUAGUAAAACAGCACGCCUCUUAUCACUUUGGAGCCACUGAUUACAGCCACAGUCAAAGUUACCUGAAUACUAACUACUACACUUCAACUGCUCCAUACAUCAGUGACGACAUCAAUACUGUCAAAAUAUGCUGUCUAAUGUUCACAGAAAUAUUCAGGCGGGGCUCAGAGGAAGUGUUAACCACUGUCAACCAUAGCUGUCAAAUUUCUCCAGAAAUUAGCAGAAGGUUUGUCAUAUCCUUCAUAUGGAAGGAGAAACGGAGCGGGAGAACCAGAGGAGAAGAGAGACAAGCAAUGAAAGGUUUCACCGAGUUGGCUGUUGCUGUGGCUUUUUCUUCCAGUAAAAUCGUUUUAAUUUCUAUCUGUAUGUUUCAGCCAUGGUUCAUCCUCGGAUCCUGAGAUACUUUCUAUUUUUUCUUGGAUCAUUUGGAAUCUGUGCUGGAUUUGUGAAAGGUAAGCAAAUGAGAAAGAAAGAGUGUUUCAUUGUAUAUCUGUACAUCUAUUAUGGGUUUAUGUUUUUUUUAAUUUCUUGAAAGUACUGUGUAUCAUAAGUUCUUCCGCUGGUCCACAGGGUCCCACCUAGGUUCUACAUUUCUUUCAAUUUCUAACAGUCCCUCACUGAUGCUCUAACAGGGGUCCAAUUGAGUUUAUAUGUGAUAAAAUUUUCUACCAUGAAUUACCUGUCAAACAACGUUUUUUGUUCUGUUUUAAAUGGAGAACUUCAAACUUGACAUUAACAAGUUAACUAGAUCCCUUUCUUUGUUGACUGUUUCAGAAAACUGUACCUACUCCACGCACCAGUUUGGGUUUUUUUACUUUGCACCCGGGGAUGUAGCCAUGCUGAAUAGUACUCUGGUGUCAUCAGAUGUCUUCAACUUCACAAGUGGGCCUUUCAACAUCACCUGGUACAACUCAAAGACACGUCAAGAAGUAAAGAACCAGACUGGUCGCAUCCUGGUGCGAGGAGAGACUCUAUGGUUUCUCAAUGUAACACUGGAGGAUAACGGAGAAUAUGUGGCCAUACUGAGGUACGGUAAAAAACAGAAGUAUUAACCCAAGUGGGAAAGCACUGAUUGAUAAAUGUCAUAGUGUCAGGGUUUGGAGUCAAACAAAAAGGGAAGGGCCCAACAUGUAGAUCAAAAAGGAUUUAUUCAAAAGGAACUAAAAAGCAACAAAAACUUACUUUGAAUGUCCAACAGAAAUAUUCCCAAAGGCAAAAAACCCAAAAGGGAAAAUCCAAAAGGGCAAAAACUAACCGGAAGAAGUAACACAGAGGCAUUGACACACGACAUACAUUCACAAAUUCACAAUGAACCUACAAAGAAACAGGGGAAGACAAGGACUGUAAUAUACACACACAGGGAAACGAUUAAGGAGAGACAGGAAAGGCACGUGAGACACAGGCGCAGACAAUUACUAAAGAGGGAAAACUGAGGAAGCAAAACAAGACUAGAAACACAGGGAAUAAACUACCACAGAAUAAAACAGGAAACACUGAUAUAAGGAAUAAAACACUGCAAACAUGAAGGAAACGGGGUCAGACACAAACUGGAAAUUCACAAGACAGAACUACUGGGAAACAGGGACAAUAAGGCACAGAAACACCAGGGAAAAUACACUCAAAUCAUAGAGAAAAACUCAAUAAACAGAACACAUCAUGACACAUGACAUCUUUACGCCUGAACUGCUCUAUUGGUCUGUAUGGGUGGUUAUUACUGCUUGACUAGACAGCCCAUAUACAACUUGAUGACUGCUUUCUAGAUCUAGAUACUGAAACAAACUGCACUGCGCUAUAAAAUACUAUAACAUUAUGACACUGACAUGAGCAAAAGCCCCAGCCACUGGAAGAUGCCCUCACUACAAAUUGGACGCAAUAAAUGAUACACCUGGGCUUAAUUUCUCAUGGAUCUCCAUCAUAAAAGUAUGAUAUUUAAGACUGAAUGAUUGUCUAAAUACAGUUCUUCUUCAUUUCCAACAGGACACCUUUUCAGUGCUUCAGGCAGGACAUCAAGCUGGUCAUGAAUCAACCAGGUGCCGAAGGAUGCGGGAGGCUAAAAAAAAGUUUUCAGAAUCUCACGAAUGGGGAUAAUGGCCAGCUUUCUUGCCCUCUGAAGGACUACAUUGAAAAACUGAGGAGCUACAACAUAGCCCUUACCAGCAAGUGGUACAAAGUAAGCUCUGGGAAAGUCUGAUUAAUGAGUAUGUAAAUGUUAUGCACCUUCAUGAGCCGGGGAAACACUUUCACUUUCAAGGUUCAUUAUCCUAAAAUGACUCGAAACUCUUCAUGAGCGAAAUCAGCACUGACACAAAACAGUAAACUGGAAGCUGCUUUAUUUAUUUGUUUAAAUAUUUUCUUUAAAAUUCUUUCUGAAAAAAGGCCCAUUAGAUUCUACAUAUCCAGGAAGUAUGUCCACAUCAACUGUUAAAGAAAAAAUGUGACAACUUAGCCGAUAUUAUUCACAUUUCUUUGGUGUUUUAGUGAUUCAAGGUGAACUAUACAACCAAGGUGUAUUGCUGUUUUAGAUUACCUGACCUUUAAACACUUCUGUUUAAACAGUUUUUCUAUUUCCACUCUUAUUUCUUUGAUUUUACACAUUUCUGUCAUCAAUCCUGUUGUGUUACCUACUAACUGUGUUUUCUACAAUUUACAAUAUAUAUACAAAUUAAAUAUUUGAUCGAAGGAGGAUUUCCCUGUGUUAUGUCAUUGGAAAAGCCUGCUUUUGUGUGCCCUCUCAUCUAGGGUUGUGACCUGUUAGAGUCUGAGACGGAAAAGUACUCCUUCAUUGACGCGACCACUCUUGGGAUAACAAAAGUAGGUCCUGAAGACAAAGGCUCUUUUACCUGCACAUUGACCUUCACCCUGGAUGGAGUUACAGGAUCUGUGUCUGAGACAAUUGACGUACAGGUUAAAGGUGGGGACAAAGAUAAGAAAUUUGUUAAACUAAUACGACUGAAUUCUGUCAAUCCUUGACUCUGUACUGUGACCCUGACAUUAAAAUUAACUUAAUCAUUCUAACCACCAAUAAGGAGUGAGUUAGAUUUCACUUUCUUUACAACCUUUUUAAAAUGAAUCUGUUACUUUAUGUCAUGAUAAAGCAAUGAUUUUAAAAGUGAACUCAAGACGUGUCUUUUUAGUGUUUUGGCAUUUAUCUCUGUCUGGUUUUACUGUCAGGCUCAUCUUUUUUAAGUUAUUUUGGUGCUUUUAUUUUAGUAUCUUUUAUUUCAUUUUAUUUAUUAUUUCUUAAAUUUCAUUUUAUGUUUCUUCAUCUUGGGUUUUAAGAUGGUGUUUCCUCAGUGCGCAUAUUCCUGUUUUUACCAAAUCGAGCUCUUUUCAAGUUAAUGCAUUUUAAUACUCGUUUCUGUUGUGCUUGGGGAUGAGGGGAUGGGUUGGUGGUAUUUUUGUUUCUUUUAUUCUUCUUCUGUGUGAAGCUCUUUGUGCUACAUUGUUCUGUAUGAAAAGUGUUAUACAAAAAAAGAUUGAUAUGUUGAUUGAUUAUCUUAUGUUGUCUGUCCUUUCAGAGAAGUCCUUUUUAUCUGCACAAAUGCUUCAGCCAAUUAGUGAAAAAGUUAAGGCACAUAUAGGUGAGUCCCUGUCUGCAAUGUUUUUUUUUUUAAAUAUGAAAAAGUACAAUAGAAAUCAUGUUAUUACUGGUGAUUAUUCAGUACAGUAAAAUUGAUUUUUUUUGUUUUUGUUUUUUGUCUCAAGGCUCCAAUUUAAGUAAACAGUGUGAGGUUUUUGUGCCAAAUGUGAAAAAAAAGCCCUCAGUUGGUGUUGUCUGGCUGGUGAGAGGAGAUCUCAUUUACAAGAACAACGAAAACCAUGUAUACACAUCAAAAAAAAGGUUUGCACCCUUUUUUUUUUUUAUAUAUACUUUAUUGUCCCCGUGGGGAAAUCUGACUCUCUGAUGGUUCUGCAGUCAGAACAGUAACAUUUACAAACACACCACAGUCACAACCUGUCGCCAUCACAUACAAGCGACCCUAUUGCACAGUUCCAGUGAAUAAAGAAAGGAAUAAAAGACAGUGUAAAAGACAGUUAAGAGAGAGGUCUUUUUCUGUCCUUUAAAAAAGAAAAAUCACAUCGUUAUUUUUUUGGCCAUCGUCCUCCACUAAAACUGUGAUUACAUGACAAACACUCAAGUUUCAGUCAAGAGCUUUAGCUUAAGAAUAAUUUAAGACAUACAGUGUAACUGGUAAAGCACAGAAAGAAAUGUAGGCACCAACAUAUUAAGCUUGUCUCACAAUUUCUCACACAAUAAUUGGUAGUCUGCAGACGAUCAUCACCUAGGAGUCAACAUCUGCCAAAAUGAUAAAAAAUAUACAUCUAUUUUUACAAUGGAGAUUUUCCCAAUAAGUGUGCAAAUGAUGUUCUUAAAAUGAUCUUAGAAACAUCAUAAGCUCAUGGGGGCGCCACUGGCCCAGUGGUCUAAGCAUGCAUCCAGUUUACAGAUAGCCUGGGUUCAAUUCCAACAGGUCGCUCCUUUCCUACGUCACUUCCUGUAUUUUUGCCUCAUUUCUUGCUCUUUCCAAAGUCCAAUUCUAUCAAACAAAAGCAUGAAACCCCCAAAAUAACAUUAAGAAGGAACACUGAAAGCUUUAAUCUUAUAUAUCUGAGGCCCAGUCCACACAGAUGUAACUCAUAUGUACAAUAUAAGUUAUAAAUCAUACAUUUUCAUUGCAUUACCUUUCUGUUCUCUUGUCUAUUUGUUCUAACCAGUCACCGGCCCCACCAGGGAGGAUUUCUCUUCCAGGUAGAGCUGAUCAUCCCUAAACUGAGAAAGGAGGAUUUCAACCUCAACUACACGUGCAAAGUUGACACUGGCAAAGCCACUACUCAAGGAUAUUUCACUCUGGAACGAGCUGGUAAAAAAAACACAGAGAUGAACCCUAACUGAGCCUGUGCAUUAGGUGGAGCACCGGUUCGGUUUAAAAUGGGAUGAUCAGUCUUCUCAUUGAUGGUCUAGUUUGCUUUUGUGUGUCAUUAAGUGGCACCAGUACCAAUUUCAGUCUGUUAUUUUUAAUCCUUACAGUACUUAUGUUGUGCUUAUGUGACAUCCAUCUUUACAGAUCCUGACAUUAUACUGCCAAUAGGAUUGGUGUUUGGUGGUGGGACAGUUCUCUUUAUCAUCAGUGUCAUUGUCUACCAUCUUCUUAAGGUUGACAUUGUACUGUGGUUCAGGAAAGCAUUUCCAGUCCUCUAUCCAAAUACAGGUAACAUUUCACUGCAGGUGAAUGACUGAUUAUCAUUCCGCUACUGUUUCUAUGCUUUCAAUUAUCCUUUUUUGAUUUCAGAUUUGGAUGGUAAGCUGUAUGAUGCCUAUGUGGCAUACCCACAGCCCUGUGACCCCGGAUUCAGUGAGGAGGUUGAAAAGUUUGCUUUACACACACUCCCUCAAAUAUUGGAAGAGACUUGUGGAUAUCAGCUCUUCAUAGCAGGCCGGGACUGUCUGGCCGGACAAGGUAAGUCACCGACAAGGCUGCCACAUACAUGUGUUGUCAUAAUACCAAAUUUGGACUUUUCUUCUUGAGCAUCACUAUACUUGAUACAGAAAUGUUACUCAAAGCUGAACGAUCUCUACAUGAACCGCACGUCAUGUUUGGAUUUCAGAAUUCUCAACAAACCAUGAUUCUACCAACCGACCAAGUCCUUUUAAACCAUUUUUAAUAAUCCCAAUCUCAUUCUCUGGUAUUCCUGCAGGAGCUUUAUGUUCACUAUGGGCACCAUUACGUGCUAAUUUUAACAUUAGCCAACAGCUUGACACUAUUUAGAGUUUAACCAUUGUGACAGGCACAUGUAUGAGAUCCUCAAAUAACUGCAGUGUGAUAUUUUUGUUAAUAACUGCAUGUUUAAAUAAGCUUGUUGUGGUAUUUAAGAUGCAGAGAAGGUCUGAUAUUGACAUACUACUGAUGCACUGAUGUUACAGAUCCCUUGAUACAAUCAAACGGCUCAUUGAGAUCUCACUAAUGAGCUAGCCUGCUGGCUUAUAUGCCAAUCUGUAUUUGCUCUCCUUGAAGGAGUUUGUAUGUCUGUGUUACUGAGGGUUUGAAAGUUUGCAUACUGCGAUUUUGAAGUAUCUUUUAUACAAAGGUUGUAAUGAGUCAUAUGGUUUGCCAUCAGUGUCCGCUCUGUAGGCAAGGUAGUCCCACAAGAGACUCUAGCAGCUGGUUCUGAUCUCUUGUUUGCAGGAUGACUCACUGUUGUCAUUCGUAGUGGACAUGUUGAGGCAGAGGCAUUGCUUUUCCCACUUGAUAAAGGCUCAUUUUGUAUAAAUUACUGACAUCAACAUGCCUCCUGAAGCACUGACAGUCUCUGACAUGCCCUCCUUGCUUAUACUGCUACUUGUGGAGUCAAAAGGUACUGACAUUUUUAAGACAAAAGACUGACUAAAGGGGCGCCAAUGGCCUAGUGGUCUACGCACUCAAUAUAUAGAGCCUAUAGUGCUCAUCACUGUGAUUGCUUUACUUCCCACAGUUUCUGUCCAUCUGAUCAAAGCAAAAAUAUCCACAAAUGUAACUUUAAAACAUUAACUCCAGUCGCCCUUCAUCUACUCUGUCCUCCUGCAGCAAUAGUGGACUCAGUGGAGGAGAACUUACAUGCAAGUCGCCAAGUCCUUCUGCUCUACACUGCCUCAACCUUUGUCAGCGAGGAACACACGAGCAAAAGUGACAAAAUAACCCCAACAGGCACUGACUGCAACUCUAACAGUGAGAGGAAAACCACAGAUGACAACAGCAAGAUGAACUAUGAUGAUAAUAAGAAUGUCUAUUCAGACACAAGGCAACAAUUGGAGUGUGUAGCAGUAAUGCACAGAGCUCUACUAGAGGGAUCACUGAAGGUAUGAGGACAAACUUUUUAAUUCUCAGCUUCAGGAGUAGAUUGAUAUCAUUACGAGAUAAUGCUACCAAUUGUACUUGCAGAGGCAGGCGCAGCUGAAUGUCAUUUUUAAAUUAUGUGCAAUGGGAUUAGCCAACAGCAUCAGUCAACAGUCUACUAUUCUAUAUUAUAGCUAGAUGUGUGUCAGCCUAAUUCUUGUUCUAAUUUGAGUUCUGCUUUAUAGGUAGUUCUGGUGGAGUUGGAGGAGAUCAGCCCUGCUCAGCUCGCUCUCUUCCCCGAGUCAGUGCGUCAACUAAGAAAGAAGCAGGGCGCUGUGUGUUGGUGGAAGAACCUAAAGAAGAGGCAGAGGUCUGGGACAUGUACAAGGAGAGAGGAUGAAGAGAAAGGUGGACAGGAGACAAAGCUGUCUCCAUCCUUAUCACCCACCUCCAGGUUUUGGAAGGAUAUGAGAUAUCAUAUGCCGGUAAAAGGAAAGAAGAAGUGUACACCAAGAAAACUACCCCGCUAA